This is a messenger RNA of Cyclocybe aegerita, 2571 nucleotides long. NCBI's taxonomy places the organism in Eukaryota, Fungi, Basidiomycota, Agaricomycetes, Agaricales, Hemipholiotaceae. The record is from the annotation of a GenBank genome assembly.
GAUGUUUUCCAAUGGCGUUGUGAUCACUGGUGGUACCUUCAUUCAAGACAACAGUUCAACUCGACCAGGAAAAGGGUUUAAGUUUCUCAAGGAAGCUGUAGCUUCCAGCGCAUUCUACGAUUCAGGAGAGAGAUUUGACCCGCCGAAAUGCCAUCCCAAUACAAGGGUAGCCGUCAUCGAACGUAUCAUGGACUGGAUCAGUGGAAAGACCGAUACGGACACGCUCAUCCUGUGGCUGUAUGGCCCAGCAGGAGCCGGAAAAUCGGCCAUUGCGCAGACUAUCGCGGAGUUGUGCCACGAACAAUGCUUGCUCCUGGCCACCUUUUUCUUUUCGCGCACAGAUCCCUCCAGGAACAACAUCAAGAAUCUCGUAUCUACCCUUACAUAUGCAUUGGUGUCGUCAAUUCCUCCGACCAAGCCACUCAUUGACCAAGUCAUCGAGGGGGAUCCCUUGAUUUUCAAGCGGUCUCUAGAGACGCAAUUCACAAAGCUUGUUCUGGAGCCCCUCGGGCUUCUGUUCGAAUCUGGCCUCUUCAAGCAAAUCAACUUUCCUCCGGUCGUCAUCGUUGACGGUUUAGAUGAAUGUGUCGACCAAGCUGCACAGCGAGCGACUGUAGAAGCAUUUGCCAGAACAACAAGACGGAGUGGCCUGCCACUGAGAUUCCUCAUUGCCAGUCGUCCAGAGCAAAUCAUAAUAUCGACCUUCAAAUCAUCGUCUGUGCAGGCGCUCGCGUAUCACUUGCCAUUGACCAGUGAGUAUCAGCCAGAUGAAGAUAUUCGUACCUUCCUCCUCGACAAAUUCGAAGAGAUCAAAAGAACCCAUCCUCUUGGUACUUCUAUCCAUCCGUCCUGGCCAUCCUAUGGCGAGGUAUUUCAGCUUAUCACUAAAUCGUCAGGGCAGUUCAUCUAUGCCUCGAUCGUGAUACGUUUUAUCUCUUCUCUCCGACAUCAUCCAUGCGAGCGCCUUAAAAUCGUCCUCGGUCUUCGUCCUCCACGACGUGACCUGCCUUUUGUCGAACUUGAUGCUCUGUACACGCAAAUUCUAUCUUCUUCAGAAGACGUCGAAUUACUGCUGAAGAUUCUGAGUGUCGCAAUCGUUCUAACAGGCAUGCCCGGCGAGACUUACCAGCUUCGACCACCCAGGCUAGAAAAAAUCCUUCAACUAGAAGAGGGAUCUCUUCAAUUACUCUUAGGUGACAUCAACUCACUUGUGGAAUUGGACGACUUUGAGACAAAGAUCACAUUCCACCAUGCAUCCUUUCCUGAUUUCCUCUCUGACCGGCACCGGUCUCAGAACCUCUACACUGAUCCUUCCUUAGCUCAUGCUGAGCUGGCCCGCUGGUCCCUUCGUGCUUGGAAGGACCCGGGUGAUGUCAACCAAGAUGAAAUUUUACAUAUCGUAGAUUAUUUCCACACCUACUGUCAGUUCGCAGCUGCAACACCUGAACUUAUACAAGACUUGUGGGACCUUCCUGCACACGGUUGGAUAACAUCAAUGGCCAAGCUUGACUCGCAGAUGAGUUUGCACCCGCUAUGGCAUCUUUCUCCACCCACGAGCAAGUUUUCUUUUGCGUAUCUAUUUAUAUCUGGGGUGCGAAAAACGGUGUUCUCGGAAACCAACCAACUUUACGACCACCACUUGGCUUUGGUAGACGAAUACAUGAACAAUCUAGUUCAAGACUCUGUUGGUCUCAACAGUCUCGCUUUGUUCCUUCUGCUGGGGACUGGAAGGUUGAACGCCUCAUCUGACUGGCAUGGCAAAACUUUAAGGCGCAACCGCGAUCAUGUUUUCAGCGAGCAGUUGGUGACUCUAACCUACAACGGUAAAGCAGAUACCUUUCAGGACGCACUUAUGCGGAUAUUCCUCAUACCUCAAGAUGACCUACUCUGGGAACGAAAAACAAUAAACAUGCUUCAAUCGCGCUUUUCCAAGUACUGGAACGCUGGAAUCUCCGUUUCAGGCCCAGUACACACUCCUCCCGCCAGGUAUGAGGAAUUCCUCUUCGACUUCUUCAACGACGCACGACAACCCGAGAAAAUUCGCUUUGACAACGGCUGGUACAUCCAAUUGGCUAUGAUUUGCAUACAAUACCUCUCCUGCUGUUCCGCUAGUCAAAACCCUGGUCAGCGCCGACGGCCAUUUUCACCCUGGAUACGAAGAUCAAGAAACACGCCGUGGGUCUGGCGGAGACUGAAGAGAAGCCCAGGUAUUAUCUCCUGGGUGCGAAGGGAAUGGCGCAGGUGGCGUACGAUUGGUGUUAGACGUUGCGCAAUCGCCUGGGAUGGGUCGACGCUAUUCGGUGGCAUCUCCGUCGACGACGCGAACUGGGAGGUAUAUCUGCCCCUCAAACAUCAGCGAGCAGAUUCGGCGGACCGCAGGUCACUUCCUCUUCGCACCUUUGCUCUUGCUUUGCAUUUACUCCCACAAUUGCUCACAAAAUCGCACAAGUCAGAGGAGCUUGCAAACGAGCUCUCCAGAGUCAUAUUCCAUCCUACAAGUGUCUUUUUCUUCCACCGGACUAAACGCGCCAAGGAAGCUAUCAAGGACUACCUCCAACGAGGGGAUGAAUG